Myripristis murdjan (pinecone soldierfish) is the source of this 3295-nucleotide messenger RNA. It is a transcript of the gene crebzf, whose product is annotated as CREB/ATF bZIP transcription factor. The record is from RefSeq and is a predicted model, not a curated record. Gene Ontology annotation, molecular function: DNA-binding transcription factor activity. The coding region runs from base 236 to 1009 and encodes 257 amino acids. The transcript has 3 exons. Lineage: Eukaryota; Metazoa; Chordata; Actinopteri; Holocentriformes; Holocentridae. Gene Ontology annotation, biological process: regulation of DNA-templated transcription.
UGCCGUGUCUCUCCUUCCUCCCAGCCUGGCGGGUCUCGGCGGUGACCGUGUGGAAGCGCCAUUGUUCCAGCUACAGUUUUAUGUUGUAGCCGUGGCGAACGAUCCAUAACGAACAAACCUGCAUCCUGAGACUCAACACUAAUACUUUUCAAAACUUUUACUGCUCAAACAAGAAGUUGAGGAAUUCCAGGAUAUCUUCUGGAGAGUGUGCUUGUGCUCCCGUCCACAAGCUACAAUGAUCACCAGAAGAAGAGGCCGUACCAUCAACAAUACCGAGGUGCAGUCUGUUGAGGUUGAAGUCACAGAUGCUGUGGAGACAGUAGAAAAUCUCCCGAGUCCAUCAGAGUGCCUGCCAUCUGAGGAGCUCAACACAGACGGAUUUGAGCUAGAUGAUUUAUUUGGAAUUGAAGACCUGAAAUGGACAUUUGAAAGAGAUGCAGUCACCCCAUUCUUUGAUAUUGGGCUGACCGAAUUGGGUGCGAAUGAUAAUGAUUCCACAAAUGAAACAUCAACCCCAUCUCCAGAGAGAAUAUUUCCUGACCUGAGGAUCAAGCGCAGACAAAACCACUCUGGUCACAUGAUCAACAAAAAUGCCAUUGCUGCCAGGUUGAAUCGUCUCAAGAAGAAAGAAUAUGUUAGUGGGCUGGAGAAGAAAGUCGGCUUUCUAUCGACCGAAAACCAUGUGCUCAAACAGGAAAAUUCCCAGUUGACCAAGAGAGUGGAGGAGCUGGAAGAUGAAACCAGGUAUCUGAGGGCCGUGCUGGCCAACGAGAGCAUGUUAGCCCAGCUCUUGUCCAGGCUGAGCGGUGUGAAUGGGAUGAAAUUAUCUUCCUCACUUUUCCAGGGGUCCAACUCAAAUGAUCACGACUAUGCACUCCCCAGGAAACGUGUGAAAGUGGAGGAGAAAGAGACAUCUGGUGGCGUGUGUCUGCACGUGGACAAGAACCACGUCUCAGUGGAGUUCUGCACUAAGUGUGCAGAGAGUGCAAGCACAUCACUCAAAAUGUAGGGUCAAGUACUUAUCUCUGUUUUCAGAUAUUGAGACUGAACUUGAUAAGGCUCAGUGUAAUGAACUUCAUGGGGAUUGAUGAACACUGUUGAAUUAGCUACGAUUACCUAAGAACUUCUGAAUGUGCAUGUUGUAAAGUGUGAUGAAGCCGAUUGAGUUACACGUUACUGCUAAACCUUGUUGACAGUUUUCUUCUAGGUAAUGGUUGAUCUGCCAUGCGGGAUGAGUGGCUUUCAGAACACCUUUGCCUGCUUGACUCCAUGUGGAUUCUGCUGUUGGAAGUGGAAGAGGCUGGACAAGCUGCUGCCAACGUGGCCUGGUAUUUUUUUAAAGGUAGUAUCGGUAACAAAUGGUGUAAGUGACUACAUUAUACCAAAUUCUCCACAACAUCUUUAUCUCUCAGCAGUGUAGCUCCUGCAUCUUAUACUCAGGGGUGACUACAACUGCUCCAUUCCUUGUAGCAACAAUAAAUUGAGGCUUUAUGGUCUCAUAAUUAUGUCUUGUAUAUAUUGACAUUUUGGAGUGUAAUUGCUUAACUCUUCCAAAAUGACCUGGUUGAAAUGGUUAGUCACCAGUUUUGUAUAUGAAAGUCUGUAACAAUGUUAAUGUGUAUAUACAUAAUUUUGAUCUGAAUAAGCAUUGUUUGAGGAACAUGGAGAAAUGUUUGACAAAUAAAUCAUAUUUUCAUUAUUCUUUCAGUUAAAAAUAUCUGCUCUGCGUCUUGUUCUGUGCUGUUUAUUAAUGCAUCUCUCUUUCUCUUCCUGAACAGCAAGCUCUCUGCAGAUAAAGGUCUUACUUUUCCUGAACAUUUGGGUCAAGUCUGGUAAAGGUUCUCAGAACAAAAGACCAAGAAGGCCAAAGCUUUACACUUUUUGGUUAAAGGGAGACACCACUGAAUUUCAGCAUUCACAUGUUAUUCCAGUUCCUUAAAGGGGGUAGUUUGGAAGUUUUGACAGUUUGUAUGAGCCCCUGAUCAAAAGCAGUAUUGAUAAUCUCUGACAGUUAGUUCUCUAGUUGGAGAUACCCAGGCCUGGAAGGACAACAACAGCAACAGCUAGGAUGAAAGUGAUUAGUUCAGGCUCCAAACCCAUGAAGUGUCAUUUGCUGCUCUAUACAGUUAUAAUAGAUUCUCCAAGUUUGAGCAGUCAGCUCCCUGCCUGUUGUGAGAACAAGCGCUUCAGCAGGACUGUUUUCAAACAUGAAUGAGCUUGAUUUGGCCCCGCAAACAACACGAUUUUGAAUGACAGCCAAAAGCUUGAACGUUUUUUGAUUUGAUUUUUUUGCUACUUGUCGGAACUACUUUGUUUCUGUAUCACUAUGCAGAAACUUGCAAGGAGAGUAAGCAAACAGUGCAGAGGGGGACUGUUGUGUGGUGAUAUAGAGACAAAGUAGUUCCACCAGUUAGCAAGCUAGAGGACUGGAGAAGACCAUCGAUAAUUGAUCCUGAAUGAAAAUGCUGUGCAGUCCUUAAGAAUGUUUUUUCUAACUUGGGGUCACUGCUCAAAAUCAUGUUUGCGAGGCCAGAUCCAUUUCAUUCAUUUUGGAGAACCAUUCCAGUGAAGUGCUCGUUCUUAACACAGGCAUGCAAUCGAUGGGUCAAACUUGGAGGGUCAGCUACUUAUGGAGCAGCAAAUACCACUAUAUGGGUAAGAACCUAAACUGUUGUGGUGUAAGAUGCCUUUUGUCAUUUAGAGUGACCAACAGGCCAAAAACAUACACAACAGAAUACACCAUAUCUUGUGUAUUUUUGCUGCAUUACUGUGCUUUCAGACUGUUCCUGAUAUUGGAACCAUUUGGUAAAGAAUACCAGUACUAUUAUGAAGUGGAGCCUGAUAGCAUUUCACACACCCUGCACAGGCGACCUGCAGACUCUGCUCUGUCUCGUAAGGUUGGGGUUCAAAAUAGCUCCAAUAUGCAGUAAGAUCAGCACAGAAAAGCAGUGAAAAUACAGAUUAUAUUUUCUGUUGUGCACACUGAAUCUUCAUUUUUUUGAUUGCUCUACUGAUCAAAAAGUUGGUCCUGUUUGCUGCAGCUCUUGUCCCUUGAUCUGGGGCUGCGAUCUCUGCUGGCCCAGAGAUUCCCAGCCAGAGGACUCAGUGCUUGAGAUUAUGUCUGAGCAAAGUUAACAUUCAUGGUCAGUAUCUCAAACAACCCCAUGUCAGAAACUGCAAACUAUCCCUGUAGAGUGAAAUACACAAAACUCAAUGUGCAUGUUGUUACAAUCCUACACACCGAUGCCAAUAUCUAUGUACAUGAACCAGUCUAGCAUUUAAAAAAAAAAAAAAA